UUCCAUGACCAAUUCCUUGCUUGGUGCAUGCAUGAGAUGAGAUGCGUUCAAUGAUAUGAUAUAGAUACCUAACUACCUACCUACUAAUCAUUGAUUACGGCCACCAAUGUCUAAUUGUUAAGAAUAACCACUAAGGCCAGAUAUAUUUAGAUCGCGGUUCCACGUCAUUGCAUCAGGGUGCAGCUUCUCUGCGCUAGCGUCUGCGUUGGAUCGUCAACACAGCCUGCUUAGCACACCAGCAUUACCUAUAAGGGCCCCUGCUACGUUCGUUACUCGAUUAUAUAACCCCUAGCAUCCUUCUACCGGUGAUCUACUUCCAAUCGAUCUACGUCUGCCUAAUGCCGGUAUCAGAUUGUCUAGAAUGAUACCCUGAACUACCUCACAUCAACUUCAUAAAAAACCACCAUUUAUAUCUUGCAGCGACUUUACUCGAACCAUGGCAGCCCCUGUAUCGAUCGAAGAGUUCUUGGAACCCUUGUCUGUCGAUAUUGACAAGAUCAAUCGACUAUCCCAGCUGUUUCUCAAGACAUUUGAGAAGCUUGCCGCUGGCUCCGAGAACCAGUUCUUACCUACGCCCAUAUCUGAAGCUAUCUUACGACCAGAGGCGAAGCGAAAACAAGGCUGCCACUUAGCCAUAGACAUAGGCGGCACAAACUUGAGAGUGGGUUUCGUCCAACUCGGCAACGAGGCCGCGUCAUCUGACCAAGCCAAUGGCCAUAUUACCAACGGAUCCGAAGACAGUUCUGCCACGAGACAUGUGAGGAGGCUUUUGGAGAAGUCCUGGCCCAUCGAUGAACACCUCAAGAACGAAAAUCCGGAUAGUCUCUUCCUUUGGAUUGGCAAAUGCAUUGCUGAGGUAGUCCAAGAUGGAUGCGAUACGCUACACCUACAAAGCGACCAAACAUUGCCUCUUGGUGUUACCUUUAGCUUUCCCAUGGUGCAGCACUCACUCUCCCAAGCUACACUCAUGCAGAUGGGUAAGGGAUUCGCCAUUUCCCCCGAUCAGGAUCUGGGCGACCGCCUCACCGAUGGAUACAAUCGUGCAAAGUCACACGAGCUGCCGCCUAUUCGAGUCGAGGCAAUUGCCAAUGACUCGGUAUCGACACUCGUCUCAUUCAUCUUUAACUUCGAUGAAGCCUUGAAUCGGCGUGCUGCCAUGGGUCUCAUUCUCGGAACGGGCUGCAAUGCAACGAUUCCGUUGAAGCUGAGCCAGCUGAACACACCCAAACGCCCAAAGAGUGUCGUUGCCCGACCGGAGGAGAGGGUAGAGGAUGUCAAGAUUGCGAUCAAUACUGAAUGGAGCAUCAACGGUACUGCACCUCCCUUACACGAAGUUGGGUUGGUCAGCCAAUGGGACAAAACAUUGGACAUCCAAGGUGAAUUGAAUGGCUUUCAGCCACUCGAAUUCAUGACGGCAGGCCGUUAUCUAGGCGAACUCGGACGAAUCAUGCUGGUCGACUACUUGACGGAACACUUGGGUAUCGCUGCAGAAACGUUGCCUCAAAGCCUUCUACAACAGCACAACCUUACAACAACGUUCCUGAGUCACUUCAGACCCCUCCGACCCUCGGCUCUUGUCGCUAUGCUACAGCAAGAAUUCCCCGAAUCGACAGGAUCACCACCGUUUGAGUGGACCGAGGACCUUGCCACGGCAGUAUAUCGAAUUGCCAAGGCCAUUGAGGUUCGAGCGGCUGGUAUUGUGGCAGCCGCCACACUGGCUUUGUUGACAUUGGCCGAGGAAGUUCCAGGUGAAGGGUCAAAGGCAUUUGAUCGGGAUUACGAACUCGGUGUAGGUUACACGGGGGGAUGUAUUGUUCACUUUCAGGAUUACCUGCAGGAUUGCCAGGACUUUUUGGACCAGCUCCUGCGCGGACGAUUCGGCGAGGCGAGCUCGUUACGAGUCGUACUCAGCCCGUGUCACGAUGGAGGCGUUACGGGAGCGGGCAUUCUUGUGGCUGCAGCGUCUCAGAGCAAGGCGAUAGAAUAGUUGCAGGAUUGGGUUGCAUACUGCAUUGGGGUGAUUGGGGGGGGGGGCGGCUGGACCGCUUCGGUAAUUGAUCAGUCCAACUUGCAGAUGGUGGGUAUUUGCAUCUGUCUGGGGUGGUUCACGAACAUGAGCAUGGGUGGCUGUAAGCCGGGGUUAAUGAAAGGAGGGGAAGGUAGGGGGAGAGGCUUGAGAUAAGCUAAUAAACCUGACGGUUGAUUAUUAACUGGUUUAUAGAAAUGAUAACUAUUCUCACGAG
Molecule: messenger RNA, 2243 nt
Organism: Fusarium verticillioides 7600
Lineage: Eukaryota; Fungi; Ascomycota; Sordariomycetes; Hypocreales; Nectriaceae
Exons: 4
Coding region: 437-1987 (516 amino acids)
Biological process (GO): glycolytic process; intracellular glucose homeostasis; glucose 6-phosphate metabolic process
Cellular component (GO): cytosol; mitochondrion
Molecular function (GO): mannokinase activity; glucokinase activity; D-glucose binding
Source: RefSeq, a predicted model, not a curated record